CAGGAAUGCUGCGUGAUGAUAUAAAAAGAGCAGCUUCUGCACAGGUAGAAACCGCAAGGUGAACAGAGGUGAAGCUGAACAUAGAUGCUGAGGCUUCGAAGAAGUACUGCACACUUUGAAACUUGAUCUGUAUCUCUCGAUCACUGUGCAAGGUAAACAGAAUGCAGUACAUCAUUCUCUUCGCUCUGCUCACAGCUUCUGUGUUGGCUGAUGUCCAGCCUCAGUUCUACUCCUACUCCCCAGCAGUGGGGUCAGGAAGUGGCACCAGUUACAGCCUGACUGGAGAGGGCCGUAUCACAGCUGUCCGCAUCUGGGAGACCUACAACAACUUUGUCUACGGCAUCCAGUUUAGAUACGGCUUCAUUUGGUCCCCAGUUGUUGGCUCCCAAACUGGCGAGGCCCUGGAGAUGGAGUUGAAUGAUGGCGAGGCCAUCAUUCAAAUUUCGGGGAAAUAUGCUCACUACAUCCAGUCACUGGUGUUCGUGACUAACAGGGGCCGCUCCCUGCAUGCAGGCCAGCCAUAUGGCCACUCCUUCAACAUGUACCCUACCCACAGCGAGGCUGAGCUGCGUUUCAUCAGCGGCCGCGUCCACGGGGCUCUCACCUCCAUCGGAGCCCACUGGGCUGUCGUUGAUUCGGUUUCUGACACCACUGCUGGGAAUUGAGGUGGAAGGCAAACUAGCAAUUCUGCCGAACCAGCGGAAAACCUAAUAUGAAAAUCACAGUUUACUUCAAUACAGUAUGGAGAGAACUUCUUUAAACUACGCAUUUCAGCAAUCACACAAAGUAACAAAGUGCAUUGUGUAAACAUCAGCUGACCUCGUUCUUGCCUUUAUGAUUUUAAAAGAAUUUAAAAGAACAACCAACAGAAGAACAGACCUUCACAAACAUUACUCUCAUGUUGUUGUGUCUUUCCUGUGUAACUGUGAUUUGAUGCUGUUGUUUUUACAUGUAAAUUUGUGCACAUAAAGUCCUUGUGCUUAUUUAAAAUACGCAAGAAGAAAAACAAUUAAUAAAAAUAUAUCUUUUGCCCAUCAA
Messenger RNA from Toxotes jaculatrix (banded archerfish), 1038 nucleotides. RefSeq names its product zymogen granule membrane protein 16-like. The transcript has 5 exons. The record is from RefSeq and is a predicted model, not a curated record. Bases 162 to 665 code for a protein of 167 amino acids. Lineage: Eukaryota; Metazoa; Chordata; Actinopteri; Toxotidae.